AUGCACUGGUACGUGAAUCGGGAGGCGCGUGAUCGUUUGCCGCCAACUUCUGCUAACGAAGUUGAGCUGGUUGUACCGAAUUUUAGGGGUAAGAUUAUAGAGCAUGUUUCACGGUUGUUAAAAGAAGGGGACCCCAAUGAAGAGAUACAAAGGCUGAAAAGCUUGAAAAUAUUUUCGGAAUGGAAGGAAAUUCCUAACUUCCGGUUCCGUAUUAUGUUCUUUCCCCUCUCUCAGUAUUCGGUAAGCGAUUCAGGCGUUACGGAAUGCCAAGUAUCCGCGUAUGUUGAGAGCGCUGCGAAGGAGGACUGGCCAGAAAAUUGGGUGUGUUAUAGCACCCGUUUCUGCAUCUUUCUCAUAAAUCACAAGGAUGUGCACUUGUCCCUUUACAAGCACGAUAGCUUCAAUUUCUCGAGUACAGAGAUCGACCGAGGCUGGCAGGCUAUUAUCACCCAUAACCAGCUGCUCGAUGGGGGCUUUCUGAACGAAAAUGGCGACCUGUUGGUGCGCGCCGGGGUGUAUCCUAUUGGCGCUGAGGUCAACCGCGCUGCUCGUGAACAUGGGUACGACUGUAGGAAGGCUACUGGUUUCGUGGGGUUGCAAAAUCACGGUGCGACGUGCUACAUGAAUGCGCUACUGCAGAGUUUGUAUAGCAUCACAAAAUUCCGCAAAGCAGUCUACAGCUUGAACUUCCGGGUUGACGAGAUGAUCGGGCAGCAGUCGUAUGAGAUUAUGAAGCGUCUGCAGCCUCGAAUGCGUGAUUACCACCCUAACGAGGGCCAAUACCACAAUGGGUACAAGAGCACCAAACGCAAGUCCCACGAGAACAGCGAGUUUAAUAGUGAAGAUAACGAGGACUCUCCGGAUGAAAUCAAUGACCCGCUAGUUGACGGUAAUAUGGAUGAGCGCGAUUGCCGUGCCAUUUUAAUGGACGAAGAGGAAGAGCAGAAAAAGGUCCCCAGCGUAGGCUUGGCAUUACAAAAUCUCUUUUACAAACUGCGGUAUGCGCAGCACGCGCCUCCUUGCAAAGAGCUGAUGCGUUCUUUUGGCUGGGACUCUUCGGACAUGUUUACGCAGCAGGAUUCGCACGAGCUUUUGAAGUUGCUGCUCGACAAAAUGGAAGAGCAAAUGAAGGGCACACCUGUUGAGGGUUCUGUUAAGAACAUGUUUGAAGGUGAGAUGGAAACAUACAUUGAGUGCAUCGAUAUCGAUUACAAGUCGUCUCGUAUGGAAACCUUUGAGGAUAUUCAGCUUGACAUUCAGGGAUGUUCGGAUAUAUACGAUUCCUUAAAGAAGUUGACGGAGGCGGAGAUUCUCAGUGGCGAUAAUAUGUACGAGGCUGAAGGACAUGGUAAACAGCGCGCUCGCAAAGGCAUCCGCUUCCUAAAAUUCCCGCCUGUUUGCGUGUUUCUGCUGAAGAGGUUCACCUUCGACCUGCAGCGCAUGGACACUGUGAAGCUUAAUGACCGUUUUGAGUUCUACAAGGAAAUUGAUCUAUCUCCUUUUUGCCCUACCGGCGGUAGGUAUGUACUCCAGGCCGUGUCCGUGCACCACGGGUCGAUUAACAGCGGCCACUAUUACGCUUUUGCGGCUUCCGACAAAGGGCAAUGGUAUCGUUUUGACGACGAGAAUGUGUCCAAGGUUAGUGAGUAUGCGGUGAUUGGCGACAAUUUCGGUGGUGAGGAACCAGACUGUUACAAUUACUGCUCGGCAGUAAACGAGUCAGCGCGCCGUCCCACCCGCCGAACUAAGAACUACAACGCGUACAUCCUCAUAUACGUAUUGAAAAGCGCAACUGGAGACAUCCUAGGUGACUGCGAUCCUGUGAAAGAGGGGUACAGUAUGAUCACUCGUUGUUGUUUGCAGGAUCGUCUAGCUGCCAUGCGCAACCGCGUACGCGAACGUUUGAGUCAGUUCAUCAAGGUUAAAGUUUUUGAGAAAUCGGAUUUUGAGGGCCUAAAAUUUAUGGACCAGCCUUUUAUGGGUUGGUUAGGCGGUAAGGUUAUUACGUUUGAUCGCUCCACCGUACUCUCUGACGCUUUGAAGCGCAUAGGGAACAUGUUUAUUAAGCCAUAUACGGCUCUCUCCUCCGCGCCGGAGAACUUUCAUGUAAUGGGCAUAAAUAGGAGCACACACCGUUUUUGCUGCCUUGCUGAAGUUCGUGGUCAUCAGGAAAUCUCCGACGAUACUUUGCAAUCGAUUGUUUCUCAGAUUCGUCACGAUGUCUUCCAGGUAUACGAUCCCACGUUGUAUAUUCUCUACGUACCCCGGCCUCCGCAUUGUACGUCAAUUCAUUCGUCGAGCUUGUUCUUCAUCAAAUACUUCGACAUAUUCUCGGAAAACCCCGAUGGAGAACGGCUGAUAUGCCUCGAUGUGGUCUACCUCUCACCUGAAGGUACGAUUUUGCAGGUUGCAGGCUCAGCCCUACGCAAGUUGGUGCGCUUUAUGAACGAUGGGCUGGUCACUCCAUACAAUGUGAGCGCUAUUGAACGUUGCGUUUCUCGGAUUGAAUCCGUGCACAUGAGUGAUAAAUCUGUUCGUGAAAUAGACGCCACACUCGACCAAAUAAUGCACGAAGAGUCUAUGCACCUAAAUUGGUACGUUGAGCAGUCAGGCCUGUACGAGGCGGUUGCGCUGAACAAGACACUAAAGGACCAGCAGCUGGGAAAUGGUGACUUGCUGGUUUUCAACUUCCGACCUACCGAAUCUAUGCGCCGUUUAGUGGAGGAAGCGGAUUCCAAAUUCACGCUGAAAGAGGACUUUGAUGAAACCUGCCCCGUUCUGGAGGGGCCCCCUUCCGGUCCUUUGUUUCACAUGUCUUCUGAAUACGUACAAAGUGGUGAAGCUGCUGGCCUCAGCGUGACUCCACACACGCUCGCAUUCAGGGACAUGAGGACUCGUUGGGAAUCAUUUGCUGAAAGUGAGAUUUCGAAGUACCAUAGCGUGAACAUGUUUCCGAUAUACGACUUCCCGAGCUUCAUCGACUGGCGUUUGAACGUCGUGACGAUCACGUUCGAGCUGUACAACCCUUUUGAGCAAUUGGGUACGUGGGUGAAUUGUUGCAGUUCCGUAGUUAAAGCCGGGGGAAGCGCGGAUGACCCAUCGCCAAAGUUUGUCGAAGAGUCUCACAAGGUCACAGGUCCUCUGAAGACUAUGCAGUUCACGCUUGACCUUAGGGUGCCGUGCAAACAUGCACUUCGGUACGUCUGCUGGUCCAUGGGAGUUGAUCCAGCACACGUUUUAUUUUAUGCGCAUCAACCACACAAGGUGGAGUCGAUUUGGAUGCGCCCAGCAUCCAUUGAUGACUUCUGCCAUCGGGAUGGCUCACUCGGAUUCGUCCAGAAGCCCUUGUCUAAUCUGUUCUCGGCCUUGGGGAAGGCGGUGAGACACGAAAAAAGCAGUAGGGAUGCGGUGAUGAGGUCAGGCAGCAUAAAUAGCAAUGCGCAAUGCAGUGACCACAGCGUCGACAGCACGUGCCAAACUGAUGUAAGUGCUUCCAGCGCCACUGGAAACGCAAAUGGCGUCGGCAACGCUCUCGCACUUCCAAAUCGCAGCAUAUCGGGAUGUGAUACGAGCGUUCUCGACUCAGGUCGUGACACCGGCCGUGAAGACAUGAUGGGGGGAGUGCCGUUAGGCAAUUCACUGCAUAAUCGAUUUGAUGGUGGUAGUUCCAAGCCUAAUGUCAUAUACAUGGCGAUGUUCCCCCAGCGUUACAGCGACUGGGUGGUGAAGUGUGAUGGAGUGUCGCUGAACUUCGUAGUCCAAGUCUUCAACCGUCGCGUAGAGUGUACAGGAGUGUGCAUGGGUAAGGCCCCGGCGGGCAUUACUGUUGGGGAGGUAUGCGAGAUGGUUGGUCACAUCGCAAAUUUCGGCCCGGAUGUCAAACUUCGUAUGGUUGAGUGUUUGUCUGAUUCGUUCGUGGUUGUCGAGCCGUCGGGACUUAUGCGGGAUCUUCCACAUUACGUCAACACAAACAUCCGAAACGUCCUUGCCGCACCAAUAAGGGUCGAACCGGAUUGGUCUCACGAGGAACAGGAAAGCCUGAAAAACGGCGAGCGCGUGCUGCUGACGGUUAUGCAUCAGACCCCUGACCACGAGACCUUUGGUCACCCGUUCCAGGUUCUGGUGGACCCACGUUGGACCUUGGGCGAGAUCAAGAGCGCUAUUAAGGAGAAGGUAUGUCUGCCUAAGCGCGAGUGGGAUCGCUGGUCGUUCUUCCAGCAGAUGGAUGGUUACAAUCGCGCGUGGAAGGCGAAUGACGAUUGCCUCGACUGGGACAAGAGCUCAGACAUAAAGUUACUCGCGGAACACCCCAAGCCUUACGAUAAAUCCCGCAGCUUCAGCGCGAUGCGUAUUGCAUGA
Messenger RNA from Babesia ovata, 4359 nucleotides. RefSeq names its product ubiquitin carboxyl-terminal hydrolase family 2. Gene Ontology annotation, biological process: protein deubiquitination. The coding region runs from base 1 to 4359 and encodes 1452 amino acids. The transcript has a single exon. Gene Ontology annotation, cellular component: cytosol; nucleus. The record is from RefSeq and is a predicted model, not a curated record. NCBI's taxonomy places the organism in Eukaryota, Apicomplexa, Aconoidasida, Piroplasmida, Babesiidae. Gene Ontology annotation, molecular function: cysteine-type endopeptidase activity; cysteine-type deubiquitinase activity; protein binding.